Coturnix japonica (Japanese quail) is the source of this 3592-nucleotide messenger RNA. Lineage: Eukaryota; Metazoa; Chordata; Aves; Galliformes; Phasianidae. The record is from RefSeq and is a predicted model, not a curated record.
GUGAAGCUGGAAAACAUGACAGGAAGCAAAGCUGAUUUGCAUGUUUAUGCUAAUUGCCAUUGAACAAACCUUUCAAAUCAAAGCGUGCGUUGCAGAUGGCUUGCAGAUUUACACCACGCUUCGGCUUUAUUUAUUAUCCUUCAGACUGGUAAUAAUUGGUGCAAUAUGGGAAAGCUGGAAAGUCUGAUCCACAAUACAGCUGUUAAAGCAAGGAGGAAUGUAUUUCCAGGAGCAGCUCAGGGCUGAAUGACUGAAGGGAUGGGAGCUGUGCCCCCAUGCUUGGACCUCCUCCCCCUUUGGGGUUCAUUGCUGGGAGUUUGUUUGCUCUCAUACCACUGCAAAAAGAAAGCAUCAUGGAAUCACAGCAUAUCUGGGGGCUGGAAGGGUUCUUAGAGACCACAGAACUGUGGGGUGGUUGGAUUGGGAGGGAACAUAAAGGUCUCAGAACCUUGAGAUGAUUGGGUUGGAAAGGUCCUUUAGGAUCACAGAACCAUCGGGUGGGUCCUCACAGCCCCCUGCUCUGGGCAGAUCCAAUCCCUCCAUCAAGAGGCCUUGAACUUCACUGUAGGUAGAGAGACUGAGAAACCCAGCUCAGUAGUCGGGUUAUCCCCUCCUUUGGACAGCAUCACUUCCCUUUUCAGCUAUUUGAUUUCUUUGAAAUCACAACAAAACUGCAACUACAACUUCUUUCCAUUGCAGUGAAUCACCGACAUCUCCAGAGAUCCCACAGUAGGACGGAGCGCAGCGCAUCCCCAUGUCCCCUCCUUGCAGCCUUUGGAUAACACACAGCUUCUUCCCUGACCAGGAGUGAUGGAAAUAGGUGAAAUAUUCCUCCAGCUGUGCCAGGAGGUGGCCAGGCUGCGGGAGCUGAGCUCCAGGCAGAGAGAGCUGCUGCAGAAGCUGAGCACCAGGAAGGGCAGCACUGUGGACAUCCCCACGUCGCUGCCCAUCCAGUGCACUGAGGACGCUUGGGCAGAGGGAGGGGAGCAGCCCCCAGCUGACAGCCCCCAGGUGCAUCCCAAGGCCCCACAGGGCUCUGCCCACCCUCUGACCCCACCAAAUGAUGCCCACACGUUGCCUGGUGCUGAUGGGUGGUACCCAGAGUGCAGUGACCUCAGGGCUGGGAAAGCUGCCCUCCCAGGGGCUUUUAUCAGCAGCCAGGAGGGGAGGAAGGAGAAGAUGCUGGUAGACACAUGGCUGGAGGACUGUAGGAUGGCUCAUACCACCAACAGCCCUGAGGAAGAAGUGAAAGCUUGCUGCAGCCCACAGGAAUUUGUGGCACCGUGCAGUGAGGCCACACACUCCUUCCUGACUAUCCUGGACCUCUAUGAAGCCCCAGAAACACUUGGGAGGGAGGAUGCUCCCAGUGACAGCGCUCUGCCUGCUGCAGAAAAGGUGCCGGUGGAAAUCCGAGGACCUCUGAAGACCUCCUGGACACCGGGGUGGAUGCUGGAGGACGCCGUGCUCGGACCAGGCACAGCCGCGGCUGCUCAGAUAUGUGACAUUUGCCAGGAGACUUUCCCUGCGGACACCACAGCUCAGGGUGACUAUUUAAAGCACGUCUUAACCCAUAUGAAAUAGGGCUGUAGGACUUUGUGCUCAGGAACCUACAUCUGUGCAACUGUGAGCGGCACAACGAGCUCUGGACCUUCAUAAGAUGCAUCUACAGCCCCAUUCUAUACCACUGGGGCUCCUUGACCUGAGCAUAACCAAGACCUUAACUUGAUGGGGAUCAAAACAGGGGCUCUCACAUCAUGGUGCAGCCUCCCCACUGGCAUCUCCAACAGCUCCAAGCUGCCUCCUGUGGCUCCCUGAUUCAAUUAAGCAUCAUUGGACGGUGUGUUGUGCUCUUCUAUAGGACCUGGAGGAAAAUAUCAGCCUGCAGCUUGCAGGGUUACUAGGAGCAUCAGCUCUGCAUCAAGAAGGGCCAUAAAUUCAUUGGGCAUAAAAUUGUUGCAGCCAUCCAGAAUUUGCCAGAAUGGAGAAAAACCGACCAGGUUCCUCCUGCUCUGAGAGCAAGUCCAGUAAAUUUCAUUUAAAGACUGUGAGCACAGAUGGCUUUUCUCAAGAGUCAAAGCAGUUGUGGCAGAGGGCUGAAAUCUAUGAGAUGCACUUUGUGAUGAGCUGUGGGUGUGUGUGAGUGGCACAGUUCACAUUAAUGGGAAUAGAUUGCAGAGCCCAAGGAGGGACAGCUGCAUGCACUGGUGCAGGUCAGGGGCUGAGCUGUUAGAAGGGAGAAGGACCUGGGGGUCCUGGUGGCCAAGAUGGCCAAUAGUGGCCAACGUGGUUGUCCAAUGGUUGACCAUGAGCCUACAAUGUGCCCUGGUGGCUGAGAAGGACAGUGGUGUUCUGAUUGACCAUCUAUUGACCAACUAUUGCCUAUGGGCCAGCAGUGUGCCCUGAUGGUGGACAAGGCCAGUGGGUGACCAGCAGUGGGCAAAUGGUUGACCAACAGUUGAUCAAAUCUGGACCUCAAGCCAACAGUGUGCAUUGGAGGCCAAUGGUUCCCUAUGGGCACUGCAGUGUUGCUCCUCUGCUCUGCGCUGGGGAGGAUUUGGGGCUCUGUGUUAAAUCACUCUGGGCUCCUUUAUGGUCAGGCAGACCUCGAGUUGUGCCGUGGUUCUUUGCCUGUGCUCCUUUCCUGGUGACUCAGGCUGGGGCUGAGCUGUGCAGGUUCUACCCCCAUCUAACUUCACUGCAUGAACUUUCUCAACACGCUUCACUGUAUUUUUAGACGUUACGGUGCAAUUAGUCACCCCCCCCUCCCAGCCAGAUGGUCCACGGUGACACAGGAGCUUCUUUUUUUAAUCCCACACUUUCCAUUGGCAUGAGCUUCCCAAAUAACCUUAAGUAUAGGGUGUUUGUUUUAGCUGCAGGGUGGGCGGUGUGAUUGUUUUCCCCAGGUCACCUCACCGGGGCUGAAGUUGGGUCAUUUCUGGAAACAAAUGGCAGAUUGGUGGCAGUUUCCAGUAAGGAGAAAUUGAGGCUGGAUUGGAAAAUCAAGCAGAAUUACGUCUGCUUGCUUUCUUGCUGUUGGGCGCCUGCAUUGGGCUGGGGGUCAGCACGUCCUCCUGUGGCUCUUGGUUUCAAAGCAGGGCUGGGAGAAGGAGGUGUCACCUAUUCCCAAUGGAAACCAAGCUUUGAAACUGCAGCUGGAUAACAGAUUGGGGUGGGAAAUGUUCAGUUGUUGGGUUUUCUAAUGAAGGAUGCUGGGCUGUUGGGGGGGAAUUGGGACAUGGGCAUCCUGACCAUCUAUAAUCAAUCAUUCACAUGCUCUAGACAGGACCCAAAAGCAAUCAGGAUCCCACUGGGCACAGGAGGGGGAAUGCAAUGCCUCUAAUGGGGAAUGUGGUGAAAUAGUUACAUUUCCUCCAUCAAUAAAAACAUAUUCCUUGAAGGAAAGGUGCUGUGCUUGUGCCCAAUCCCCCCCCCCAUUGCUCCCCAUCCCCAGGGGAAGGGAUUCACCUCCCCACAACCCACAACCUGCGCUUCCAGAGAGGGUAAGGAAACUGCUAAUGGCUCUGUUAAUUAAUAACCGACCCUCUGUUUUCAUCUCCUAUUAAUGGAAAAUAAAUGUUUUCCUUAUCCUGGA